UUCAUAUCCUCCAGUAACCUUCUGUCUAUGUUUGACUCUAGGUUUGCUCUUGACCAUCACGGCACUCGACAAAUAUCAAUCACACAUUUCAAAAAUCAAGCUAAAGCAGAGGUAACAAUGAAGUUUGAGAGCAUUCUGGAAGAGACGGAUGGGUUUGGGCGAUACCAGAUUGCGCUGGUCUUGCUGCUGUCUAUACCUCGCAUCACAAUUCCGUGUCACUUCUUGCUGAACAACUUUAUCGCCGCCAUCCCAUCUCACCAUUGUAACAUCAGCUCUCUGGGCUCUGAGGGAAUCUUUGGAAAUCUGAGUCAGGAGGAGAGACUGACUGUUAGUAUUCCAGUACAGGAUGACGGGACUCCUGCAUCCUGUCACAUGUUCUCCCAUCCUCAGUUCCACCUGCUGUCAAACUCCUCCAGCCCCUCAGAGGUUGCUGUAGUCCAGUGCCAGAAUGGAUGGGAGUAUGACAACAGCAUGUUUAUCAGCACUCUCGCCACACAGUUUGAUUUAGUUUGUGAGAAGAGGGGACUGGCCAAAGCAUCAGCCACCAUAUUUUUUGUUGGCGUCAUGGCUGGAGCUGUGUUCUUUGGAGUGCUCAGUGAUAAGUAUGGUCGUAGGAGCAUGCUGCUGGUGUCUUAUGUGUCAUCUAUAGUGUUCAGUGUUGUUAGUGCUUUCUCAAGCACCUACAUCAUGUUUGCCGCCUUUCACUUUCUGACUGGAUUUGCACUGACGGGAAUCAUCAACAUAUCAGUUGUUCUCAGUAUUGAAUGGGUAGACACUAAACACCGUACAUUUAUGGGUGUGUUUGGCAGUAUUUCCUGGAGUAUAGGCAACAUGCUGCUGGCCGGUCUUGCCUAUCUAGUCACUGAUUGGAGGAUGCUGGUUAUUACUGUCACUUCUCCUCUUCUUCUUGCUACAGCCAUGUGGUGGUGGAUCCCUGAAUCAGCGCGGUGGCUAAUAGCCAAUGGAAAGGCAGAAACAGCAUACAAGUAUCUGCAAAAAUGUGCUGCUUUUAACAAGAAACGAGACUUUACAUCUAGAGUUAAACCAGAGACUUUGUCCACUGUAACGACUAUGGAACACCAGGAUCACAGUUACACUUACUUAGACCUGUUCAAAACCCCACAUCUGAGAAGAAUCACACUUUUCACCGGCAUAGUGUGGUACGGAGUUGCUUCUACAUACUAUGGCAUCAGCUUAAACAUCACCGGCUUUGGGCUUGAUCUUUACCUGACACACUUCAUUUAUGCAGCCAUAGAAGUGCCAGCGAAAAUCCUCAUCUACUUUAUUCUCAACAAGGUCGGCCGUAGAAUCACUCAGACCGGAACACUGGUGCUCACAGGACUCUGCAUACUCAUUAACAUCAUCACACCUACAGAAUACUGGACGUUUCGUACUGUGAUCGCAGUGUUGGGUAAAGGACUUUCAGAAGCUUCGUUCACGACUGUCUUCCUGUACACCACUGAGCUCUAUCCUACAGUCAUGAGGCAGAAUGGGCUUGGCUACGCCAGUUUUAUGGCACGUUUGGGGGCAUCCAUUUCUCCUCUUAUCAUGCUCUUAGAAGACAUGUGGAAGUUCCUUCCAGAGGUCAUUUUCUGCACGGUGGCCAUCUUUUCUGGUCUCAUCGCUUGGCUUCUCCCUGAAACAAACAACACAAGAUUGCCAGAAACCAUAGAAGAUAUUGAAGAGAUGAGAUCGGCAAAGAUGAAGUUUGAGAACCUGCUGGCUGAGGUUGGGGGGUUUGGAAAAUACCAGAUCAGUAUCAUCGCCCUUUUGGUGAUUCCGAGAGUCACGCUGCCGUUUAACUUCCUGUUAAACAACUUCAUCGCUGCCAUCCCAUCUCAUCACUGUGAUAUCAGCUCUCUGGAUGCUAACGGGAUCCUUGGGAAUCUGAGUCGAGAAGAGAGACUGACUGUCAGUAUUCCUGCACAGGAAGAUGGGACUCUUGCUUCCUGUCACAUGUUCUCCCAUCCUCAGUUUCACCUGUUGACAAACUACUCCAACAGCACAGAACUUCCUGUAGUGGAGUGUCAGAAUGGAUGGGAGUAUGACAACAGCACGAUUAGAUCAGCCUUGGCUACUGAGUUUGAACUGGUGUGCGACAGGAAAGGUCUGAAUAAAGCCACAGCCACCAUCUUCUUUGUUGGUGUGAUGAUAGGAGCAGCCAUUUUUGGCUGGCUGAGUGACAGGUAUGGAAGGAAACGAAUGCUGAUGGUGUCUUACCUGAUUACCAUUUCAUUUGGGGUGGCCAGUGCAUUUUCUCAGUCCUUUAUCAUGUUUGCUAUAAUGAGGUUCUUCACUGGAAUUGGCCUUACAGGCAUCAGCAUCAUCUCCAUCGUCUUAUGUGUGGAAUGGGCUGAUAUUGCACACAGGACAAUUGCUGGUGUCAUAAUCAGUUUUGAUUGGUCUAUCAGCACUAUGGUAUUGCCUGGCAUUGCCUAUCUCGUCAACGACUGGAGGCCUUUGAUCCUCACAGUAACCGCUCCUCUCGGACUGGCAGUGCUCACAUGGAGAUGGAUCCCAGAGUCAGCACGAUGGCUCAUAGCCAAUGGACGACUGGAAGAGGCCCAUUUUUACCUGAGCAAAUGUGCCUCAGCCAAUAACAGACAACACAAUCUUAGGGAUAUCAAACCAGAGACCCUUGCCAAUGUUAUAAUCACUGAGGACAGAGGUGAAAGGAAGUACUCGUGUCUGGAUCUUGUGGGGACUUCUAAGAUGAGGAAACUGGCUCUGCUUACUGGAAUCACCUGGUUCGGAGUGGCAUUCACUUACUACGGCAUCAGUUUGAACAUCACUGGUUUUGGGCUGAACUUGUACCUGACCCAGUUUAUUUAUGGUGCCAUAGAGCUGCCAUCAAAACUGGUGGCCUAUUUGUGUCUUAAUAAACUGGGCCGCAGGUACAGCCAGGUGGGCACUCUGGUCACAACAGGGGUCUGCAUUGGCAUCACUGUCCUCAUUCCCAGAGAUUUGUGGCUGCCUCGUACAGUCAUUUCUGUGCUGGGUAAAGGAUUCUCAGAGGCCUCCUUCACAUGUGUUUUCCUCUAUACCACUGAGCUCUAUCCGACUGUGUUAAGGCAGAAUGGAUUAGGCUAUAGCUCUUUUGUUGGUCGUGUUGGUGUUUCUCUUGCACCUCUUGUGAGCCUCCUGGAUGAGGUCUGGCUUCCUCUGCCACAGGUCCUGUUUGGCACUGUAGCCAUCAGUGCAGGUCUCCUUUCGCUGCUCCUCCCUGAGACCCACAAUGUGCGGCUUCCUGAGACCAUUGAGGACAUUGAGAAGACUAGGAAAAGAUCUGUGUGUUCACAACUUGAAUAUCAGCUUGGAACGAAGACCUACAAGCAGACAAAGUGAAUCUAAACUGUAGAGAAGAUGAAUC
Molecule: messenger RNA, 3370 nt
Organism: Labeo rohita (rohu)
Lineage: Eukaryota; Metazoa; Chordata; Actinopteri; Cypriniformes; Cyprinidae
Exons: 20
Coding region: 28-3345 (1105 amino acids)
Biological process (GO): transmembrane transport
Cellular component (GO): membrane
Molecular function (GO): transmembrane transporter activity
Source: RefSeq, a predicted model, not a curated record